Messenger RNA from Dreissena polymorpha, 5953 nucleotides. RefSeq names its product copine-4-like. Gene Ontology annotation, cellular component: plasma membrane. NCBI's taxonomy places the organism in Eukaryota, Metazoa, Mollusca, Bivalvia, Myida, Dreissenidae. Bases 1 to 915 code for a protein of 304 amino acids. Gene Ontology annotation, molecular function: calcium-dependent phospholipid binding. The record is from RefSeq and is a predicted model, not a curated record. The transcript is spliced from 8 exons. Gene Ontology annotation, biological process: cellular response to calcium ion.
AUGAUAGGUGUCAUUCUGUCUUCGCAAUUACAUUUUCCAUGUAUUAACCAGGAGAAGAAAGCAAAGAAGAAGAAAUAUGAAAACUCCGGAUUUGUUGGUGUUGACUCCUUUAAGGUGCAGAAGGUCGCUAGCUUCCUGGAGUACAUCUAUGGAGGAAUGCAGAUUAAUUUUACAGUUGGUGUAGAUUUUACGGGCUCCAACGGUGAUCCCCGCCAACCCCAGUCACUUCACUACAUCAACCCAUACCAGCCCAACCAGUAUCAGCAGGCCAUACAGGCUGUGGGCGCUGUGUGCCAGGACUAUGACACAGACAAGUUGUUCCCAGCUUUAGGUUUUGGUGCAAAGUUGGCUGAUGGUCAGGUUUCACAUGAGUUUGCCAUGAACUUCAACCCACAAAACCCCUACUGUGCAGGGAUACAUGGGAUCCUAGAGGCGUAUCAAAACUGUAUCAUUAAGGUACAGUUAUGGGGCCCCACUAACGCAGCCCCUAUCAUCUACCAUGUAGCAAGGUUUGCAGACGCCGCCCAGAGAGAGGAGCAAGCAAAAGGGGCCCAUGCAUAUUUUGUACUUCUUCUUCUGACGGACGGUGUGCUGACUGAUUUUGAUGAGACUAGAAAGGCAAUCGUCUAUGCGUCAGGCCUUCCUAUGUCGAUCAUCAUUGUCGGCGUGGGCAGUGCAGACUUCAGUGAAAUGAAUGUCCUGGAUGGAGAUGAUGGUAUAUUGAAGGACCCCACUGGACGUCCUAUCCAGCGAGAUAUCGUGCAGUUUGUACCUUUUCGAGACUUCCAGAGAGCUUCAGCGGUGGAAUUGGCCCGUCACGUUUUGGCGGAGGUACCACACCAGGUUACACACUACUAUAAGAUGAGGGGGCUGGCCCCUAGACCUGCCGCUCAACAACAGGCUCCACCCAUGUAGGGAAUGGCAGUGGAAACAGGGUCAACCUUUGUGUUGAGUGGUUAUGUUGGCAACCACAGCCUGUCAGAGUUACUUAGCAACAUAGUAACUAGACUUUUCACUUAGUAAUAUUUUUUUUUAUAUAUAUUUUUAAUCUCUCGGGUACAAUUAUUGCAUAGGUAUUAGAAUCUUAUUUACUGCUUAAAGCAUUUUGUACAUACAUUAAGUUAUUUUUUUAUGACUAUUUGAAUAGAAUUAUAUUUUCUUGUAGUUUUAAGUAUGUUUCAAAUAUAAUUCCCGCUUAAAUGUUGUACGGUAUAUAGAUUAAAACUGCAUUAUCCAAAUACAAAAUAAUAACUUUGCAGAAAUUAUUUCUAAUGAACAUUAAAUUUGACCUACCAAAAUACAAAAAAGUUUUGCAAUAGGUAAAGUUGUUUAAAUUCAAUUAUUAUUAAUGGUAUAUGUUGUGGACAUGCAAUAGCUUUUAAAGCUUCUGUUGUAUAUAUUUUAGUAAGUGCACUUUACCAAGCAAAUCUUAACUGCCCGUAAAGUAGAUAUUUCAUUUGGAUGAACUCUUUUACACAUGAACGUAAUUAAUUGCCUUUCUUUUGUUGCGCAAUUGCAUUUCUUUUGUUAUGCAAUUGCAUUUCUUUUUUUACACAAUUGCAUUUCUUUUUUUACACAAUUGCAUUUCUUUUAUUACAAUGGUGAUGUGGUUGUUAAUUAUUAGUUUUUCAUUGUUAUCUAAAAUUGUUAGUAGUAUUUAAGCUUACCCAAUGUUGGCAUGAAUUGUUACAGAACAAUUUAAUAGAUGGCUUUACAAUUUAGUUUAUUUUAUCUUUGUUGUUAAGUCAUUAUGUGCAAUAUAGCGAUGUAUCUGUACACAUAAUUUACAUAUUAACUCUUAUAUUGUAUUCGUCAACAAAUUUGUUAUUAGUUGAACACGUUGCCUAAUUUGUUGUUUAUGAAUGCAUGAAUUCAAAUUGUACACAUUAAAUAAUGUUAUUCAAAACAUAGAGAAAACUAUGUUGUAUGGACUAGUGUGACUUUGUUUAUAAAAUGAACUCAACAUUUAUAAUAAUUAUAAACUACUGGUUCACUUAUUAAAACCAGUAGAAAUGUUUGUUGUACCAUCCAACCUUUAAUAAAUCUCACUCAAGAACAUCUGCCUAAAUGACAAAAGAACAUUAUUAAUUUUUUUCCACUGCAUGUUGUAAAACUUUAUUUGCUUGGUAAAUUAUGAAAAUUGCAAGCAGUAAUCACAGCUAUUUGAAUAGAUAUUAGUAUUUGCAGAGGCACAUCAACCGUCAUUUUUGACAUGUCGCCAUCAACACCAUUAUAUAAUGAAAUGGAAUAAGAACAUAUUCCAGAUCAUUGAAAAGAUGUUUAUUCAUGUAUUGUUUUACAAUUGUAAUAAAUCCAGUGAAAUACUCUUUUUGCAUUUAAAAUAUUUGAUUAUUUUACUUAAAGAUUACUUGAAGAACAGUAAAAGUACCUUUAAAGAUCACUCUCUUAAUCACAUGUGUAUUUUAGUUACCGGUAAUGUUUCAGUUUUAGAAGCAGCUAUGGAAUGUGUACCUUAGUUACCGUACCGUUGCAGUUUAAGUAGCAGCUAUAGAAUGUAUACAUUAGUUACCCUUGCAGUGUCAGUAGCAGCUAUGGAAUGUGUACCUUAGUUACUGUUGCAGUGUCAGUAGCAGCUAUGGAAUGUGUACUGGUACCUUUUUUACUGUUGCAAUGUCAGUAUCAGCUAAUGAAUGUGUACCUUCGUUAUCGUUGCAGUGUCAGUAGCAGCUAUGGAAUGUGUACUUUAGUUACUGUUGCAGUGUCAGUAGCAGCUAUGGAAUGUGUACCUUAGUUACUGUUGCAGUGUCAGUAGCAGCUAUGGAAUGUUUACCUUAGUUACUGUUGCAGUGUCAGUAGCAGCUAUGGAAUGUGUACCUUAGUUACAGUUGCAGUGUCAGUAACAGCUAUAUAAUGUGUACCUUAGUUACUGUUGCAGUGCCAGUAGCAGCUAUAGAAUGUGUACCUUAGUUACUGUUGCAGUUUCAGUAGCAGCUACUGUUGCAGUGUCAAACUGUCAAUAGCAGUUUUGGAAUGUGUACUUCUGUUACCCUUGCUGCGUCAGUAGCAACUAUGGAAUUCGCACCUUAUUUACUGUUGCAGAGAUAGUAGCAGAUAUGGAAUGUGUACCUUAGUUACCAUUGCAGUGUCAGUAGCAGCAAUGGAAUUUGUACUUUAGUUACUGUUGCAGUGUCAGUAGCAGCUAUAGAAUGUGUACCUUUGUUACCAUUGCAGUACCUUAUUUACCAUUAAUUACAGUUUCAGUAGCAGCUUUGGAAUACCAAAGACAAGAAUAACUAUGUAGCUAAGAUCUGGAAAAAAUUGUGGAAACAAUUAUUUGAUAAUAUAAAGACAUUGAAAAUGAGGUCAAUUGUGCUGCUGAAUUAUAUUCAUUAACUUGUUUAUUGUGUGAUUUUAUCUAGGCAUGUUUUCUCAUUAUCUGAUCUAUAGUAUAAUCUGAUUUUAAUGUCUGAACAUCAUAAAUAAAUGUUAGUAAAUCAAUAUCUGGUUAUAGCAUACUAUAUAAACUGUUGCUUUACAUUUUGAAGCUUAAAUCUUUCAUUCCCAAUACUACCUCUAUAAGAAAUGCAACUUUCUCAAUUUACUUUUGUUUGCAUUACAACCUUCUUUAUUAAAGAUAUGUUUAUCCUAAGUUAUGAUUCAUUAAUAGUUAUUGCAAUGAUAGAUGAGUACAUUGUGUAAUAUUUAAUUCGUAGUGUUUUUUUUUCUUUUUUCUUUGACAACUUUCUAAAUGGCAGAGGGAUUUUUUAGCUUGGCAUGAUAAUUAAAAAUCACAAUUCUAAGUGUAAGUGAUGUAUCUGAAAUCUUAUUUAAAGUUUGUGUUUAAUGGUCUUGUGUCUACUUUUAUCUUGCCUGUUCAAAUAAUCCUCUCUUCUUAAAUAAGUGUGACAAUGUAGUUCAAGCACUGAUCAACUGAAUGUUGGACUUCAUUUUCUGUUUUUGGUUUUACUAGACAAACACAAUUCUUAUAAAUUCUUAGUCAAUUCUAAAUAAAUGGUGAAUGUUAGCUUUUUCACAUAUUGAUAAUCAAUGAGUGAUUUUUGCAGACCAGAAGGGGAAUUUAAUUAUAAUAUGGUUUAAAACACUGACUUUAUGAGAGAAAAAAAAGGUUGAAAUCUCCAUAAGACACGUGUUUCUAUUUUUCUAUUCUUAUAUAAAUUUACAUUUACUGUACUACAGAACUAUAUUAGAAAAAAGAUCUCAACAGGUGAUCAUAACUGAAGUAUAAUUAAGAAAGUAUUGUUUUCUGUCCCUUUACAUAUCAUUUGUUUAAAGUAUUUUUUUACACUGAUACCAUUGUAUUUUCCCUUGUAGCUAAAUGGAUAAAAUUUUCAAAGUUGAUUGCUAUAAAGGAGUAGUUCUGCUUAAUUAACUCAUUUUUUUCAAAAAUGUAAUUUUUUAUACUAGAAAUACAGCAGCAAAUACUACUAAGUUAGUAAAAACCAGUAGUGUAAAGUUCGCCCCCAUUCAUUUAUUAUUUUAUGUAUAGCACGAAUUUGUUCUAAAAGUUACUUCAAAAGUCCAUUGAAUCUAUGAAUUGGCAAUAUAACUGCUGAACAGUUUUGUUUAAUAUUUACAUUACUUACGUGUAUCUACUACCGGUAUACAAAAUUGUAAUUUUCACAGGUAAAUGUUUUAGUUCACCUGAGCACAAUGUACUUAUGGUGAGCUUUUGUGAUUGCCUUUUGUCCCCCUUUUUUGUGCUGCUUUGUUAACACUUUUAGAGGCCACAUUUAUUGUCCGAUCUUCAUCAAACUUGGUCAGAUUAUUUGUGCCAAUGAAAUCUUGGACAAGUUCAUAAUUGGUUCAGGUUGGUUGAAAAACAUGGCUGCCAGGGGGCGGGGCAUUUGUUUCCUUAUAUGGCUAUAGUAAAACCUUGUUUACACUUUAGAGGCCUCAUUUAUUGUCCGAUCAUCAUUGAACUUGGUCAGAAGAUUUGACCCCAUUAUAUAUUGGACGAGUUCGAAAAUGUUUCUGGUUGCUUGAAAGAUAUGGCCACCAGGGGACAGGGCAUUUUUCCUUAUGUGGCUAUAGUAAAACCUUGUUAAGACUCUAGAGGCCACAUUUAUGGUCUGAGCUUCAUGAAACUUGGUCAGAAGAUUCGUUACAAUGAUAUCUUGGAUGAGUUCUAUACUGGUUCCGUUUGAUUAAAAAGCAUGGCUGCCAGGUGCAGGGCAUUUUUUCCUUAUAUUGCUAUACAUUUGUAUUCAGUUAUUGUAAAACCUUUUUAAAACUCUAGAGGCUACAUUUAUUUGCUGAUCUUCAUGAAGCUUGGUCAGAAGAUUCGUCCCAAUGACAUCGUGGAUGAGUUUGAAAAUGGCUCCCGUUGGUUGAAAAACAUGGCCGCCAGGGGGCGGGGCAUUUUUCCUUAAAUGGCUAUAUAUGGCUUUAGUAAAACCUUGUUUUAUUGUCCGCUGUUCAUGAAAAUUUCUCACAAGAUUUUUCCCAGUGAUAUCUUUGACAAGUUCCGGUUCCGGUUGGUUGAAAAACAUGGCCACCAGGGGGCGGGCAGUUUUCCUUUUUUGGCUAUAGUAUAAACUUGUUUACACUCUAAGUCACUUUUAUAGUCUAAUUUACUUGAAACUUGGUCAGAACAUUUGUUCUAAUGAUAUCUUGGAUGUGUUCGAAAAUGGUUCUUGUCUGUUGAAAGAUGUUGCCGCCAGAGAGCAGGGAAUUUAUCCUUAUAUGACUAAAGUAAAACCUUGUUAGAACUUUAAAGUUACAUUUAUGGUUCACUGUUCAUAAAAGUUGGUAAGAUCAUUUAUCUAAUGAUAUCUUCGGCUGCUCAGAAAAGGUCAGUUCCUUUUAAUUUCAGGUGAGCGAAUUUGGACCUUUCAGGCCCUCUUGUUGUAUUUUGCUACUAUAGUUGUGUCUUAAGCAUUUUUAGCAUGUUUAAUAUCUUCAUUAUACUUUUCAUCUCGUCGUUAUACAUGUAUUAGUAAUAAAGGUGUAUUAAACUAAUGCUCUACUUAAA